This is a messenger RNA of Myxocyprinus asiaticus (Chinese sucker), 1792 nucleotides long. RefSeq names its product myeloid-associated differentiation marker-like protein 2. Lineage: Eukaryota; Metazoa; Chordata; Actinopteri; Cypriniformes; Catostomidae. The transcript has a single exon. The coding region runs from base 709 to 1620 and encodes 303 amino acids. The record is from RefSeq and is a predicted model, not a curated record. Gene Ontology annotation, cellular component: membrane.
AGAACACUCUCAUUAAAACUGCUUUCCUUAGUACACUUCAACUCAAAGCCUAGGAAAAUGCCAGUGUGUGUCAGAGUGGAAACAUAACGUUAGAGAGAUUGAGAGAUGUGGGUUAGAUAGUCAGAGUUAAAAGAAAAAAAGUUUGACCUGGAGAAACUGGAGAUAUUGCCAUCUUAUUUGGUAUAUUUAUUGACAGUUACAGCGUUUGGACCUUGGAAGAGGCAUUUCAGCUAUAACAGCAAGAUCUCGAAAGUGGAAUUGGACUCACAUGGAACUUUCCGCUUAUUCCAAGAGUAAUGACCCGCUGACAAACACCAAGUGCAAGACCUGCAACAACAAGGUGACUAUGUCAACACUCAGUCUAUGGUGUACAAGCCAUUGAUUGGAAUUUGGAACUUGUAAUGAUGAUUUGAAUUACAAAAAUAAUUAUUUUGGGGGCAAACUGUUGCUUUGCUGAAUGCAAUUCAGUUUCUUGCAAAGCUAAAACUACUUACAGCAAGGUUACUGUCCAUUCAGAACGUACCCUGUUUUUAUUGUAAUUUGAUCCCACACACUCUGCAAUAAUUAUAAAGCAGGGCUGGAAAGCAUUAAAGGAGAUUUGUCAUUAAGGCUGCCUAAAUAAAGAGGCAGGAAAAGGGCAAGGUUUGUGGAUUCAGGCGUGGAGGUACAGCGACACCCGUUUCAUCCAGAUCCACCCAAGAACUGCUCAUGGACCCCCAAGGAGGCCACUUUCUCAACAAGGCAGCGGUGCUGUCUGGACUCGGCGCUGCCCGUAUGUGCCAGCUACUGUUGGGUUGCACCACCAUGGCCCUGGUGGCCCACAGCGCUGGCUUCAGCGCCACCUAUGGCACCUUCUGCAUGUUCGUCUGGUGCUUCUGCUUUGCCGUAACUUCUGUCAUCUUCACCAUGGAUGUCACAAGGCUGCACGGGUGUUUGCCAAUCUCCUGGGACAACUUCACCGUGGCCUACGCCAUGUUGGCAACACUCAUGUACGUCACGGCUUCAGUGGUGUACCCCGUCUACUUCCUCAGGUCUGAGUGCCCGUCGGAGGGCUGCGAGGUGCAUAACUACCGCAUUGCUGUCACCGUUUGCUCUAGCGUUUGCUGUGUCGCUUACGGGGCCGAGGUGUUCAUUACGCGGGCCAAGCCGGGGCAUGUGGUGGGCUAUAUGGCCACUGUUUCAGGCUUGCUCAAGGUGGUCCAAGCCUUCCUAGCCUGCAUCAUCUUUGGUGCACUGGCUAAUGACAGUGAAUACAACCGGCACAUUCCUACACAAUAUUGCGUGGUGGUCUACAGCCUGUGCUUUGCCGUAACAGUGGUGGUGGUGGUUCUCACGGUCUUCGGGAGAACAUCGGCUUUGCGCUUCCCUUUCGACCGCUUCGUGGUCAUUUACACCUUUCUGGCAGUGCUGCUCUAUAUGAGCGCUGCUGUGGUCUGGCCUGUUUUUAGUUUUGAUAAGAAGUACGGGACCCCAGGGCGACCAGAAGACUGUCCAAGAGGAAAGUGCCCAUGGGACAGCAAGCUGGUGGUCGCCGUGUUCACGUUUGCCAACCUGGUCCUGUACUUCACCGACCUGGUGUACUCUCAAAGAAUACGAUUUGUCUCCCAUUCAGCAGCAUAACACCAUCUCAUCUUCAGUCUAAUGGAUGUUUAAAUACUGGAAUUUCUAAAAUACAGCCAACCAAUAAAAUGCAGUUGUUCUGCACUAGUAUAUGAAAUAUAAUUGUUUUUUUUAGUUAUGUUGAUUGGAACUCCAACUGCUGAGCUUGAACAUGUCAUUUGCUUGUUUUAUG